This is a messenger RNA of Neoarius graeffei (lesser salmon catfish), 1192 nucleotides long. Its product is annotated as C-X-C chemokine receptor type 1-like. The record is from RefSeq and is a predicted model, not a curated record. Gene Ontology annotation, biological process: G protein-coupled receptor signaling pathway; neutrophil chemotaxis; immune response. Bases 117 to 1151 code for a protein of 344 amino acids. NCBI's taxonomy places the organism in Eukaryota, Metazoa, Chordata, Actinopteri, Siluriformes, Ariidae. Gene Ontology annotation, cellular component: membrane. The transcript is spliced from 2 exons. Gene Ontology annotation, molecular function: C-X-C chemokine receptor activity.
UAUUCCACUAGUGACAGCAAAGGUGUUUUGCACGCAUAAGCAGCUGUUUGUUUGCUGAAACUGAGUAGAUUCAUCUUCUCCAGCCGGGGGGAAAAAAAAACAGCAGAUUGUCCAACAUGUCAAGCUCGGGAGUCUAUGAUUAUGAGAACUACACUAUUUCAUUUUUGACUGCCUCACCAUGUAAAAGUUCUCUGGAUGAUGUAAACAGCACUGGGAUUGUGCUUGGCUACAUCGUGGUGUUCUUCUUUGGUCUCAUGGGGAAUAGUGUGGUGAUGAUUGCUGUGUGGACCAUGAAGACACACAGGACAUCGACUGACAUCUACCUGAUGCACCUGGCAAUCGCUGACCUGCUGUUCUCGCUCACGCUGCCCUUCUGGGCUGUCUACAUCCAUGAAUCGAAUUGGAUUUUUGGCACUUUUCUGUGCAAGUUGCUCUCAGGUGUCCAGGAGAUGGCAUUCUACAGCUGCGUCUUCCUGCUGGCAUGCAUUAGCAUCGACCGCUACAUGGCCAUCGUCAAAGCCACUCAAUUCCUCUCAAAGCAGCACCAUGUGGUGAGGAUAGUGUGUUUUUCAGUGUGGCUAGGGGCCACUGUGCUGUCCAUUCCCAUCAUCGUUCAGCGAGAAGCACUGCAAAUAAACGGCUUUACGUUUUGCUACGAGAACAACACUGCAGAGAUAGUGGAUAGUUGGCGUUUGGGAUUGCGAAUUGUCCAUCACGUCCUUGGCUUUUUCUUUCCUCUUUUAGUCAUGCUGUUCUGCUAUGGCUACACGGUUGGAACCCUUUUUCGCUCACGUAAUAGCCAAAAACACAAAGCAAUGAGAGUGAUCUUGUGUGUGGUGCUGGCUUUUUUCAUCUGCUGGCUACCUAAUAAUGUGGCUGAGUUCGUGGACACGCUGAUGCGAGGUGGACUUAUUGAAGACACAUGCCAGAAUCGAGAUAAUCUGGCAAUGGUCAUGUAUUCCACUCAGGCUUUGGCCUUUGUGCACUGUGCCAUCAAUCCCAUCCUCUACGCCUUUGUUGGCAAGAAGUUCAGGAACCAUUUGCUGUCUUUGCUCUUCAAAAAGGGACUUGUGGCCAGGGAAGUGCUCAUGCGCUACCGUGCUGGCUCAGUGUAUAGCUCAGGCAGCACCAGACACACUUCCGUGAUGUAAUGUAAUACAAUGGUGAUGUAAUACAAUGGUAAUAAUGCCUC